ACGACGAAGGACCCGUGGUCCCUCGCGCGGGAGGCGGGAAAGGGUGUAAAAAUGGCGGAGGGUGAGAGCAUCAAAAAAAGACUCCGGAAUGCCAAUCCAAACACACUGCAACCAGAUCAGGCCUUAUCCUCAUCUAAAAAGAAAUGUAACAGAUAUCAGGAGCAAGUGAAAUCUGAAUGUGUCACAAAGCAGGAAAAAACCCCACAAAGGAGGAGCCUCCGUAACCAGGGCAGUGGCAGGCUAAGUGCUGAUCAGUGUACUGAUGCCAGCCUUGUCUCUCAAAAACAUGAUGAUGGGAACUCAAGCCCUCAAACUAUUGUCAAGGAACCCCAUGCCAGCCUUGCAGAAGAAUCCAAGAUCAGUGAGGCACUGUCUCCAAAAAAACAGCUCAAAAAAAGCCCCCGGUCACGAUCACAAUCAUGGCGACGCUCCAGCUUCAAAGGUGGUAAAGGGCGGAAAUCUCUGCCACCAAUUCAGCGGGAUGUUACAGAGAUCUGUGAAGAUAUCAGCUUGGAUUUACCUGGCGAUGAAAGACUCGCAGAGCUAUUUCGUGUGUGUCUUGAGUAUACGCUACAGAAAUUACAGCACACCUUGGGUCCACAAGAAGGUUUUGGUCUUCAUGCCUUUCAAACAGAUGCCUCCGCUAUUUCCAAUGAUGUUAAACGAAUCGUAGAGGCAAUGAAACUGGAUGGGACACUGAGGAAGUGCACUGAAGAACCAGAAGAUGUUCCUCCUACACCAGAAACAGAAAUGUUGAUGAAGCAGCUGAAGAAUGACAUAUCCAGAUUGAAUGCAGAGUGUGAGGCUUGGGACCAGCUGUUGGAAGUCUAUCGCCAAAACGCAGACCGAGCAGCCAAUGAGUUGGAACAAGCGAAAGUGACUGGAUGGACAUUGGAACCAACCCCUGUGAUGGAAAAUUCACAGAUGGAUGUGAUCACAAGCAAGCCAGAUUAUCAGUCCAUUCUGGAUAAAGACGUUCUGACUCUUCAAAGCAUGGAAUGCAUUAUGGACCAGCUUCAGCAAACCAUGAGCCUAAUUACCAGAGCCAGACAGGAAUGGGAUUCUUGCCUGCAGCACAUAUCCAAAGAACUGGCAUCCCAAGCAUUUGAAGGGCUGGAAGAGCAUCCACUUCAGAAAUUUCUAAUGACCACCAAGGAGUAAUGGAAGAAAAUGAAGUCAUCAACAAAUUGAGUGGAAACCACCUCUGUGCUUCUAAAGCCCUGAGCCUGCGACUAAAGCAUGUGGUUGGGUUUGAACUUUGCUCAGGAUUUUACCAUGAGAGUAAUGCUUUCUGCUGAGGUUAAAGGGACGGGCACACUGGCCCAGAGGUCCCUUGGGUUAGGGCUGUCAAGGAAUGCAGUCCCCUUUCUAGAAUUUAGUCUGCUGGAUUCUAGGUGGACGGUGCCAAACCUGGUGGCAGAGCAAGGAAGUAAUGGUGCGGGUGCACUGGAUCACUGACUGUCGGAUUGGAUCACACUGCUUGUGUGAUCUGACCAGGUCACAUGAAGGAGGGUCUGAGACCCCAACAAUUUCAGAGCAGAAGCAGAUCACAGGAAGAAUGAAACCUGAGCAAUGGAAACAUGAACCUUACCACAAAAUUUCUUACCUUUUGAAUACAAUACCAUUGUUACUGUUCACCUGACCUGUAGGAUACAGUGAAUGCUGCCAUUUUGGUCUGAAACUCCGAGUGGUGUGAACCUGCUGCUGUACGUUACAGACUGAGGAAGGGAAUGGGAGAUGUCAUGGCUGUCAUGUGCUCUUUCUGCAAGCACUGUCCAUCAGAUGGAUACUUGAGUUUCUCCCAGCAGCUGGAUUGAUGUGUGUACACUAAGUGUCAGAGAGCUGUGAGUGGAUUGGGCAUCUCCAAGACCAAACUUCACCUUGCCUGCCCAUACCUACCAGUGGGGAGUUGCUGAGAAGCAAUCCCUGGUUGACUGAGAUCAUCUGUAGAUUUGUCCUGUUGCCCUGGAUUAUCUUUACUGAACUAUUAUUGUCCAGAGGAGAAACCAGUCUUUACGUCAAAGGCUUUGGUUAAGAAUUAAGACAUUUCCAUAUCCAAACUUUGUCACAAUUUAAUCAGCCUGGAAACUUGCCCCAUGGCUCACUGAGUCCACACUGACCACCAAUCACCUGUUUACACUAAUCCUACAUUAAAUCCUGUGGUCUUAGUCUCCCCACAUUCUCAACUCCCCCCCCAGAUUCUACUGCUCACCUACACAGGGCAAUUCACUGCAGCUAAUUAACCUAUCCACCCGCGCAUGUUUGGGAUGUGGGAGGAAACUGGAGCACCUGGAGGAAACCCACGUGGUCACUGGCAAAGUUAACACACCUGAGGUCAGGAUUGUCCCUGGGGCCCUGGGUACUGUGUGGCAGUGGGUCCACCAGCCGCACCACUGUUGCCCCCUGCUUUCAUUUGAAAAUUGAUAACAUUGACAAUGGUGGAGGGUAAAUACAAUUCCUUUGGUUGGGGUCAGGUUUACGCAAAGAUAAAUCUACCCAAACCACAAGUUGCUGGAUGGGGAGUGAUUCUGGGAGAUGUGGGACCCAGAAACCUUUCAUAAAUGGAUUUCUUAAGAAAGGUAUUGGCUGGUUUACAAAAAUGGUAACCACAAGCAGGCAGAGGACAUUCAAAUGCAUCUAAGCAUUUAAAUGUUGUUGUGGUUUUGGGCACAAGCAUCAUAUUUGACUUGCAUUUAAUGGCUAUUACAUUUCUAUACAUAGUUUGUAAAUUAACAUAGGUUGUAUAUUAAAAGCUUUUUGUUUUGUGCUGAUCA
Messenger RNA from Pristis pectinata (smalltooth sawfish), 2774 nucleotides. RefSeq names its product kinetochore-associated protein DSN1 homolog. The record is from RefSeq and is a predicted model, not a curated record. The transcript has 12 exons. Gene Ontology annotation, biological process: mitotic sister chromatid segregation; cell division. Bases 52 to 1161 code for a protein of 369 amino acids. Gene Ontology annotation, cellular component: MIS12/MIND type complex. NCBI's taxonomy places the organism in Eukaryota, Metazoa, Chordata, Chondrichthyes, Rhinopristiformes, Pristidae.